AUGGCAGGCCCAUCAUGGCCCGCUGGGCAAUGGCAGGAUCACAAUUAUAGGCGUCAUCAUGCGAAUCAACUCUACCAUCAAUUAAGCGCAGCUGACAUGGAUGAGUCCAAGCCAGUAGAAUCUAUGCUACAAUUACCGCCGCAGUACCAGGAGCAAGGAUCAUUCGAACUUGGUGGAAUAAGCGCGAGCACUGGCCCGAUUAUUCGUCUGAAUUCGAGUCAAGUGUUCGGUACCAACGAUGAAGUGUUCUGGCCACAGCCCAAGCUGGCCGUGCUAGGUAGCAGCCAGUUGCUACAACCAUCCGAGUCAUUCCCAGCUUCUCAGGCUACGAAAGACCGUUUUCCAUCUCUAACUAGUGGCCUAGGCCAAGCUACCCCCUCAGGAUCGGGGGUCCAGGCCCAACCAGUAUACCCUCCAGCAUUUUCGUUAAUAGAUCCUACAUAUCCAAGGGCUCUACCAGUUCCAAGUAAUCGGGGGUAUGAUACUUUAAUUGCACAGUCACCACAGUAUCAGGUGUCCGCGGGUCAAAACCAUCCGGGUGCCGUGACGAACCUGGAGCUACAGCCCAGUCAGGGUAAUCACAGCAUCCUACACGCCCAGUCACAGCGCCAGUUAUCAUUAGGUUCUUUUGGCUCGACGUUGCCUUUGCCUGUCAACGAUGACAUGACUCAGAUUUUGCAACGUACGAGGUUCCAACACUCCAGUUCAAAGCAACGAACUUCUAGCAACGCUGCGCCUAGGGAUGUUCCCCGUGCAAGAAAGCCCAAGGCAGUGACGCCAAACCUAUUCGUCGUUGUAUCGCAGGCUUUACUCGUACAAGUGUACGACGAAUCUCACAGGAAGAUGAUAAGCUUGACCUUUGAGGAGGGGCUUUUUCCUACCGCAAAAGAACUUACAAAGAGGGCCACGAAAGCUCUGGACGAGGUUGUCGCCCGUCAUGCAGACGAGGGAAUAAAAAACUGGAGGUCGACGGAUGGCGAAGCCCGUAUCACCAAAUUGAAGGCCGUCGUUACAAUGCUCCACCGCGACUUUGCGGACCGGAUUGGCAACGUUAUUACGGGGUUCCAAUUAACCUUUAAUAUAACCAAGAGCAAGGCAGAGAUGGACUUGCAGCGCUACACUGUUGUCACCACUAUGCUGUUGGACAACUCAUUUCUAGAUGGGCACUUAGAGAUACCGGUGAACGCAAGUGAAUCCCGAAUGUGCCGGAUUCCAUUUGCGCAUCCAACAAUUGUCGAUUUUAUGGAAGAGAUGUUGUCGCGCCAGCAAUAUUCCCGCUUUAUCCCCUUCCAUGAAGACGUGCAGUGGAAAAAAUGCAUCAGAAACAUUACUUGCUUCAUUGCAGCUCUAUGUCGUUCGAAGAUGAGGCACGCUGCAGGCAUGGAUACUAUAACUCGCUUCCCUAGCCAGCAAGAUAAGGACUGGUACGCAGCUGCCAUAAAGGACAUCCGCUCGUUUACUGGAGAUAAAGAGAGAAUGUUCAACUAUUUCAUACAAGCUAUGCCCCGUAUGCUAGGUCUUUCAAAUACGGAGGAGGUAGCUCGGAAUUCCGUCGAGUAA
Molecule: messenger RNA, 1560 nt
Organism: Suillus plorans
Lineage: Eukaryota; Fungi; Basidiomycota; Agaricomycetes; Boletales; Suillaceae
Exons: 5
Coding region: 1-1560 (519 amino acids)
Source: RefSeq, a predicted model, not a curated record